UACCUGGCAACCAGAGCCACCACAGACACAGGCACGUGCGGCCGGGGCUCAGGAAGGCAGAGGAAGAGGAGGAAGGAGGCUGCUGGCUGCCCACAUUCCUAGCUGCAGCUUCCUCCCGAGCACAGGACAGCCGCUGUGUUUUCGGGCAGGGCGGCAGCCAUGGCUUCGGUCAGCCUCUCACAGCUGCUGGAUGACGCUAUCGGGACGCCCGAGGUCAAUGUCAAUUUAGAGGCGCUCCGCAAAUUGCUGAAGGUCAUUCUGGGACACCUGAGCCUGCUGGGCCUGCAGGACGUGAUCCCCCAGGAGGGGGCCCAGGAGGCCGCGCCCGUCCCGGGGCAGGGCCCCGGCGCACAGGAGGGCACAGGACGGCCGUCCCAGCAGCCGCCCUGGAGCGGCCCUCCUGGCACCUCCGCGGCUGCCGGCAUGGGACAGAUGGAGAAGACUGAAGCCGAAGAGCCCCACACGGAGAUGGCUAAGUCCAACAUGGAAGAGGAAAUCCAGAGGAUCAAGGAGGCACUUGACCAGACCACAGAUCUCUGCAAGGAUCUCCAUAAGGAGAUCAAUGAGAUGAAGGCCACACAGUCCCGCAUGGGAGAAAGCAUCCGGAUGAUCCAGGAGGCACUUGGCCAGGAUGCUGCCAGCCUCCUCCACGGCCAGCCUGCUCCUGCCAAGCCCCACACUUCGGACAUGGGCAAGCUGGGUACCCAGAGCACCACACCUGGGAUGCAGACAGGGAUCCCCAGUGCCCAAAGUGGCACCACUGGGACACAGCCUUGUUCCCAAGCAGGUCAUCCAGCUAUGGAGAGCAUCACUAGAGACCUGUCUGAGCUCCAGCACCAGAUGUCCUCCCUGCAGCACCUGGCCAAAGACCUGCAGGAUGAGAAGGAGAAGAUCAGACAACUGGAGGCUGCUUUUGGAAAUCUGGGUGUGACUGCAGCCGAGUGCAAAGUGGAUGGCACCAGCCAGAUCCCUGUACAGCUGGAGUCUGCACUGCAGGAGAUUAAGCAGGAGCAGAAGGAGCUGAGAGAGGAGCAGAAGAUUGCCAAGGCCACACUGAUGCAGCUGGUCACAGUUGACCAGCUUCAGGAGCGGCUGAAACAGCUGAGGGCCACGAUGGGGAGUGCAGGGAAGCAGCUGGGAGAGUCACAGGCAGUGUGUCCUGAACACAGCGCGGAGACCAAGCUUGUGAGGAAGCUCCUACACCGCUGUGAAAGGCUUCAGGAGCAGGUGGACUCCAUGGUGCCACAGCAGGUGCUGAGGUCACUGCCACAGAAUACCCAGGAUGAUGAACUGCUAAAGAGCAUUCAGGCCACCGUUGUGCGGGUGGAAGGGGACUGCGAGCAGCUCAGCUAUGUCACGGGGAGCCUCCGGGAUGACCAUCGCCAGCAUCAGAAAGAUAUUGAGGCUCUGUUCCGGUCCCUGGAGGGUCUCGAGAAGAAAGCAGACAAGGAGGACCUGAUGCUGCUGAAAGUGGACAAAGCUGCCCUGGGCAGCAAAGUCAGUUGCGCCCAUUUUGAUGCAAGCAUGGAGCAUCUGGAGGAGAGGAUGCGAGAGCUGCUGAGACGGGUGUUAGGCCAGGAGCAGCGCUGGCAGGAGGCCCAGCAGCGGUUCAGUGAUGCCCUGGACUCCAAGGUGUGCAUCUGUCCACAGCUGGAUCGCCUGGAGCUGGGACCUUUCCAGAAGCAGCUGGAGGAAAACUGGGCAAGGAUCAUCAAGGAUCUCAAGGACGAGUUGUCAGUAGAGAUUGACGACGCUGCUGGAAUUAAGCAGCAGCUGCUGGUCCCGUACAAGUGCCUGUCCUGCGACCGGCAGCUCAACGUGCAGGUGCCUGGCCUGCACAUUGACACACUGCCACUCUGCCCAUCGAUGCCCAGCAGCCAUGCUGUACGCUCUGCUACCAUCACCGCAGAGGAGCAAGCACAACACCAUGGUCACAGGAAGCUGGUCACUAGCAAGUUCCACAAGUCGCAGAGCUGCAGGGGUCAUGACAUAUCCAGUGCACCGGUCAAGGAUGUCCUACACCUCUCCAAAAAGCCUGGCCUGACUGAGCUGCUGGGCACAGAUGACCGCAUGGAUUUGGGCCAGGAGCACAGGCCUGAGGUGGCAAAGAAGGCCAAGGAUUAGCUGGGCCCCACCACCUUAGCAGAGCACCAGCCAGUCUCAGACCUCAACCACUGAUCUUGGGCACUGCAGCAUUUGCUGCAAAUCCAGUCCCCCUGGAUGGAGCCAGUAGCCAGGCAGCUGUCUGGGACUGGAUGCUCAAAGCCCAGGAAGAAAAGACUGGGACAGCUACCCAAAGGGAUUUCUUUUCAAGUUAAUAAAAAAAUUAACCCGC
Messenger RNA from Cyanistes caeruleus (blue tit), 2335 nucleotides. Its product is annotated as glutamine-rich protein 2-like. The record is from RefSeq and is a predicted model, not a curated record. Lineage: Eukaryota; Metazoa; Chordata; Aves; Passeriformes; Paridae.